CGGGUUCUUUUGGAAACAACUUGUGCCAAGAGAAUGGAGGGCGGCUGGGCGGACAGGGAAAUGGAGCAGGCGGCUUCCGAGCCGAAGGAGCGCGUCGACUCGGCGGAGGAAGGAGGGCCGCGGGAAGACCUGGAGGAGCAGCGGAAGCAGCUGUGCUUGGACUUUGCCUCCAUCAGUAAUUGUGGUGGUGCAGCCUCUGCUGAGCGCUACCUGGCCGAGAACGGCUGGGAUAUGCAGAAGGCGCUGAAUUCAUACUUUGACCCGUCUCCUGAGCAAGAUGUUGACAGGAUGUCCCAUCCAGUUCCCGCCACGGGGGCUCCGUAAGUUAUUUAUGCGAAGGCUCUU
Molecule: messenger RNA, 345 nt
Organism: Thamnophis sirtalis
Lineage: Eukaryota; Metazoa; Chordata; Lepidosauria; Squamata; Natricidae
Source: RefSeq, a predicted model, not a curated record